Molecule: messenger RNA, 1661 nt
Organism: Xenia sp. Carnegie-2017
Lineage: Eukaryota; Metazoa; Cnidaria; Anthozoa; Malacalcyonacea; Xeniidae
Product: isocitrate dehydrogenase [NAD] subunit beta, mitochondrial-like
Exons: 13
Coding region: 242-1414 (390 amino acids)
Biological process (GO): isocitrate metabolic process; tricarboxylic acid cycle
Cellular component (GO): mitochondrion
Molecular function (GO): magnesium ion binding; NAD binding; oxidoreductase activity, acting on the CH-OH group of donors, NAD or NADP as acceptor
Source: RefSeq, a predicted model, not a curated record
GUGUCUUGCUGUUGUUAGUGCUGUUGUUUGUCAGGUUGUUUGUAAAACGAACCGUUACCUGCGUAACCAGCGUAACCAGAUCAGUGGAUAUAACUUAUAACCAUCACAGUAUUUAUAAGUGGUAUUUAUAUCAUAACGUGAUAUGAUAACGAGUUUGUGUGUAUAUUGACUGACGAAAAAACGUUUAGGCUUUCUCUGUCUUGAUAAUAAUCAUAGUUACGUAUCAUUAAAUCUGAUUAAGAUGCUCAACAAAUCUGGGAUACUGGUUCGGCAUUUGCUCACAACGUUGCAUCGCCGUGGAAUAUUCUUAAAUCAUCGCUCGCUGGCCUCUAAUCAUGGAUUUUUUAGGUCACCACCUCCAGCAAAAUAUGGUGGUUGGCAAACUGUUACACUUAUCCCAGGUGAUGGAAUAGGACCUGAGCUUGCAAACACAGUCCAAGAUUUAUUCAAACAUGUUGGUGUUCCAGUUAAUUUUGAAGUCCUGGAAUUAAGUGGCUUAGUUGAUGGUCAGCAGAUGACAGAUAAAUUGGAAGAUGUUCUAAUUUCCAUUCAACGAAAUGGCGUUGCCCUUAAAGGAAAUCUCCACACUCCUAUUGAAGAUCCUAGCUUUAAAUCUCUGAACGUAGAACUGCGAGUAAAACUAGACUUGUACGCCAAUGUUGUUAAAUGCAAGUCAUUUGAAAAUAUCAGGACACGACAUGAAAAUGUUGACCUGAUAAUGAUUCGUGAAAACACAGAAGGUGAAUAUAGUCAUUUGGAGCAUGAGAAUGUGUCGGGGGUGGUUGAAUGCCUCAAAAUAAUGACCGAAGAUAAAUGCACAAAAAUCGCCAAGUUUGCGUUCGAAUACGCGAGGAAAAACAACCGGAAGAAGGUUACCGCAAUUCACAAAGCCAACAUUAUGAAACUUGGUGAUGGUCUUUUUCUUGGUUGUUGCGAGGAAGUAGCAAAUAAUUAUCCUGACAUUGAAUACAAUUCCAUGAUUAUUGAUAAUUGCUGUAUGCAACUUGUAGCACAUCCAGAACAAUUUGAUGUAAUGGUGAUGCCCAAUUUAUAUGGUAAUAUCAUCAGUAAUAUAGCGACAUCUUUGGUUGGUGGACCGGGUAUGGUACCUGGCGAGAAUAUUGGAGAAAACUAUUCUUUAUUUGAAUCUGGAACUCGAAACACAGGCGCAGAUUUGGUUGGAAAAAAUAUCUCAAACCCAUUUGGUUUUUUGUUUGCAAGUACUCUAAUGUUGAAGCACAUUGGUUUUGAGUCCCACGCAGCUCUUAUCAACAACGCCAUUUACAGAGUUAUUUCUCAAGGACAGUAUCUUACCCCUGACAUUGGAGGCACGUGUUAUACAACUGAUUGUUUGAAAGCAUUGAGAGACGAAAUUGACAGAGAAUUGUCUUCAGAUAUGAUGACACAUGGCUGAGGCUGUAAAAGCAUAUGAACUUGGAUAUAUAUGGACAAUAAUAUAAACUUGUUUUUCGUUGUACAUUUCUUAAUCAUAUUCUUUAUAGUUUAUUAAAGAACACUUAUAACGCAAUUGUUAUGUGCGAUAUGUAAAAUAUUUCGUAACUAAGUGAUCGCUCUCCUUAACAGUCAAAAAAUUAGACUUUAUUACCACGUGAAUUCUUUGUACGAUUUCUAGUUGCUGUUAAUUACAUAUAUUUAUUCUA